UGCAAUUUAACGGAUACGGCAAAAUCGAUUAAUACAAUAUGACCAUUAGAUUGAUAUGAUAGCUCGUAUCAAAUGUCAAAUAGACAUCUGUCAAGUAAGCAGACAGACACGUCGAUUCAGCUAUUUCAAGAAGAUUGAAGGGCAUAUUAUCGCUAUUACGAAAAUGGAAGCUCCACAAUCGUGUGAUACAUUUGUAGUUUUACCACCACUUACAAAAUAUGGGGUAGUUUUUGGUAAAAAUUCUGAUCGACCACAAGGUGAAAUUCAAGAAGUGGUAUAUUUCCCCGCAACCCAACGAGAUGGAAAAAUUAAGUGUACUUACAUCGAAAUUGAUUCAGAAGGUCCUUCACAAGCCGUGAUUUUAAGUAAACCCGGUUGGAUGUGGGGUGCAGAAAUGGGAGCAAAUGAGAGCAGUGUAGUGAUUGGAAACGAAGCAAUAUGGACUCGUGAUACGAAUAAAGAAUUUGAUCCAGUUGUUAAACGACUAUUGGGAAUGGAUCUUGUCAGAUUAGGAUUGGAGUAUGGUAAAACAGCAGAAGAUGCAUGUAAUGUGAUAGUAAAAUUAUUAGAAAAGUAUGGGCAAGGUGGGCCUUGUUCACAAAAUGAUCCAAAUUUUGGUUAUCAUAAUAGUUUCUUAAUUGCUGAUCCAACAUGUGCUUGGGUUUUGGAAACUAUUGGAAAGCAUUGGGUCGCUAAAAAAAUAACCGAAGGUUAUUAUAACAUUUCAAAUUCAUUAUCCAUAACCACUGACUUUGAUAAACAUUCCGAAGGCCUUUUAGAAUAUGCAAAGGAAAAAUGCUUAUGGGAUAGUGAGGGAAAAUUUGAUUUUGCUGCUGCAUUUUGUGCAGGAUCAAAAAUUGGUUGUGAACGUUAUGAUGCUGGUAAAGAACUUCUUGCGGAUUUAACCGCACCAAAAUGUUUCAAUGAACGAGCAAUGUUUGGUUUGUUACGGGAUGGAAAAUCAGGUAUUUGUAGAACUGUAAGUGAAGCAUUCCCAACGCAAGGUAGUCAAGUUUCCACCCUGGUUGCUCAGGGUCCAAGUAUUCAUUGGUUUACAGCUACACCAGAUCCAUCACAUUCUGUAUACAAACCGUUCGCGUUUACUCCAAAUGUAAAAGUAUCUGUUCAUACAAAGUGUCCUGAAAAUGAACCUGGAGCAAAACAUCGAUUAUAUGAACUUCAUGAAAAAGCUACUUCAGAUGCAAAAAAAUCAGGUCAAGUACUUCCACUUCUUUGUAGCAUGGAAAAACAGUGUGUACAAGAACUAAACGAUCUUGUUGAAGAAAUAAAACAAAAUCCAGAUAAAUUAUCUGAAUUAGAUGAUUUAUUCAAAGAUGCUGUUGAAACUGAAGUAAAAUUUUAUCGCUAAAUUCACAGAUAAAAUCUAUCUAAUGUAAAAAAAAAAUAUAAAUAUUUUUAUUCAAUGGGCGAUAAUCAAUAGUUUAGAAAUAUGGUUAUUUUUCUUCUAAAUAGAAAAAUAAAUUUAUAUUUUUAUUUAUUUGUGUAGCCAUUUUCCAAAUGAUAUGAAAAGCUUCCGUGUUUCAACAUAAUAAUUUGUUGAUAACAAGAGUAUUUUGAAAAGAGAUGAAAGAGUUUUUAAGAAGAAAUAUUUUGAUUUGUGCAUGAUAAUCAAAAAGUUUUCGUGUCGUCACUUUAAAAUCUUUUAAUGAUUUUAAUUUUUUUACGGUUGUCUUGCCUUUUUGAAGUGACAUGUCAGAAAACGAAUAUUAUACUAGGUACUUACAACCCCAUGCUUAGCUUAAAGGGAUAAUUAUGUUUUUUGGAUUGAUAUUGUGAUAACUUUAUCUUAUCCAUAAAAAUUAAUUUUAUUUAAAUAUUUAAAU
Molecule: messenger RNA, 1844 nt
Organism: Chrysoperla carnea
Lineage: Eukaryota; Metazoa; Arthropoda; Insecta; Neuroptera; Chrysopidae
Product: secernin-3
Exons: 7
Coding region: 56-1369 (437 amino acids)
Biological process (GO): proteolysis
Molecular function (GO): dipeptidase activity; cysteine-type exopeptidase activity
Source: RefSeq, a predicted model, not a curated record